AAAGGAACAUCUUCGUCUCAGGAAAAGGAGUUGCGCGAUUAAUGUGUUUCUCUUUUAGAUGUUGCUCUCCGCCCAGUUUGGCGGGCGUUUGCUUGCACCCUUCUGCUGCACCAAUACCCGAGUUUCCAUCGUCGCGUAUAGCUGCAUGUGCACGUAUGUAUAAAUACAUGUGCGGGGGUGGUGCUGGCUGCGGAAUGAGGGUGUGAGCGAGAGGGUGAGGGCAAGAGCGAGCCGGGUCGACUGUGCGAAUCUCUGCACGUACAUGCACGUGUGUACGGGGUGUAUGUACACGUACAGGCGCCGUUUCCAUGGAUCAUCGUGUGCGUGUAUUCGCGGGGGUGGCGAGGGUGAGAUCGAGGACGGUGGGUGCCUCGGUGACGUCAGUGCUCCAAUCGUCGGUUGCGCAGAGACGGAGUUGGCCAGCGCGAAAGCGCGUCGCGCGUCUACGUCAGAAUGACGGGCCGAGCGAGCAGCAGCCGUUAAACCACCCUCUUCGGUCGGGGACACUCUCUCUCGGCGCGGGCGGGCCGACGGUCUAGGGAGAGGUACACGGGAACAUGGAACAGGGAGCGGUGUCGUGAAGCGAGGCGGAAGGCGCGUGUCGUCCGCGCGCGCGUGGGUUAACGGCGACGCGACUCGGGUGGCCGAGUGCCGGCGACGAUGGCGAGCUCGGGCUCGGCGGUCGACGGGAUCGGCGACGACGGCACGACGGGCGUGCCGGGCGGCGGACCCAGGAAUCCCCUCACCUGCGGAGUCUGCCACAAUUACUACAACGAGCCCUGCCUGCUUUCCUGCUUCCACACCUUCUGCGCCCGUUGCAUACACGGCCCGCACAUCGACGGGACGGUCAAGUGUCCUAUCUGCGGGCAACAGACACAGUUGAAAGAUGGAGCGCAAUUACCACCCCCCGAUCAGCUGAUACGCCAAUUGGUAGAGCUAGCAAAUUCUGAAAACCCACCAUGUGCCAAUUGCGACAAACGCGACAAAUCCACUAUGUUUUUCUGCACAACAUGUGGACAAGCGCUUUGCACCCACUGCAGAGAACAUACUCAUCGCGCGAAGAUGUUCUCCACUCACGAGGUGGUGCACAUGAGCAAGUGCACCAAGGACACCCAACGACGCUGUCCGAGCCACGGCGAGCAGUACAUAAUGUUCAGCCAGAGCGCCAAGUGCAUGCUGUGCGCCACGUGCUUUCGCGACACGCCCCCGGACGCACGGGUGCACUGCGUGGACAUCGAGAGCGCCUGGCAGCAGGCCUCGAAGAAGAUGGAGCGCGCGGUGAAUUCGAUCUGCGAGCUCCAAGCCGGCAUCAAGGACGGCGUACUGGCGCUCAAAUCGCAACUGGACGAGCUGCGGCACAGUCUCGAAUCCGAGAAGCGCGCGUUGACCGCCUUCUGCCAAGGGAUGCAGGAGGCGAUCAACAAGACGCACGCGUACGUCCUCACGGAGUUGCAGCGUCAAUUCGACACCAAGGAGCGCAUGGUGCGCACGCAGCUGCUCGCGCUGGGUGGCGCGUUACCCGUGCUGCAGAUGCAUCUAAUGCUGUGCACCGCGUUCACCACCGGCGCGACCAAGUAUCAGUUCCUCGAACUGGCGCAUCCGAUGCUGGAACGGCUGAGUCGCGUCGCUCAGCUGGGCCAUCCGUCGCGUCCGCCUCUGCUCGCCGCUCACAUCAAAACAAAUUAUCGGGCCGACUUCGCGCGUGCCCUGCAUCCCUAUGUAGGUCAAGUGCAGACACCGAAGGUUACCGCCGAGUCCCUGUACGAUCAAAUGGCCGGCGGCCAUACGAUAGGCCAGCCGGAACCGCAGGUACUUCAGCAGAGCAGUAAAGUUGCUCAGAGGCUGCCGCCGAAGAGCGGAUCUGACGGUGGGCCAUUUUCCAAUCACUGUCGGACCUUCGACACUCAGCUGAAGGAACUGAGUCAGCAGUUAAUGACGGUGAAGGAACGAUUGGGUGAGUUGCAGCGGGACGUUUCCGUUUUGAAGAGGGCGAACACCCCGCCGCUGGGAUCGCGUUACGAUCAUGUGGCGAGAGACUGCCGCGUGCUCGAGCAACAAUUGGAGCAUCAUCAGAUGGAACUGGAGCGACUGAGAAACAUCUUCGACGCGCUCUGGGAGGAGCAGAUGUGCAGGAUCCACAUAGAAAAGGAGAUCUUUCACUCUCAGAUGAAUGACAUACUGUCCCUGAAGAGCGAGGUGAAAAAGUUGCAAGUGCUCGCUCAGCACCUGGAACCCUUUGUCAAGUCGUUCUCGAUAGGGAUCGGCGCUGGGGAAAUAAGUAUGGCCGCGGCGGACGCGGCUGAUAAUCAGCAUCUGCAAGCGUUGCUGGAUCAUUUGGCGCGCCUGCAGAUGCAGGAGCCACCGCCGCAUCCGCAGGCUCAAGCACCGACGAAGGAUCAUCGUCAUCCACGUAGCACUGCCACGAGUGCCGACAAUGCGCUAUACAUGAAAGAGACAAAGGAGAUCCCGACGCGAUGUCGCACGCCGUCCGGUGGUGUAGGCGCCGUUCUAGACUCGAGCGGCAACAUAGUCGUGUACGGGACGGCCAAGUCAACCGAUCCGAAGCGAGGCGUGCUCAGUCAAUUGAUCGAGAAGGCCCGAACGCAGAAGGACGAUCGCAAGAAGUCGCCAGGCAGAGAGGACGGCCGCGAUCGCAGUCAGAGUCGGCGUUCGCGCAAGUCGCCGGACAGCGCGAAGCCGAAGACACCGCCCGGGCACUCGUCCGGCGGCAAGAUGCGGUCGUUGUAUCGCUCCUUGAAAGGCGGCACCGGCGACACUUCCGCCGAGGCGCUCGAUCAAGCGGAAAGAUGCACCGACUCGCAGCAGCCGCAGUCUCAUAUCGGCGAUGAGGGCGAGUAUCAACGAAUCUCGGAGGCCUCGAGCAUGGGCGAAGCGAAGAAGCGUGUGCAGGCGCAAGUGCACGCGGUCCCGACCGACGAUCAGAUACGGGCGAUCCCGAGCAGCAAGGUCGCCAAGAUCUACCCAGCCAGCGAUUCCGAGGAGCUGUUCUACGGCGACGGGAAGGCGGACGCGAGGAGGCGACGGCGCGCCAGCUGCGAGAGUCUGAGCACGACCGGUUCCGGCAACAGCAGACGGUCGAGCAUCGCCGACGCGGUAGGUCAACAAUCCAUCAUGCAGGAUCCCCGGAAAACCUUGGUCUAUCUGGUCGGAUCACGGUCGUCGUCUCUCGUGCAGAAGCAGCGCUCCUGGGAGACCUUUCCGCGGCCGAAGAGCAAGCGCGGCGCCGGUGGCGAUGGUGCGGCGGCCGCGGGGGCGUCGUCCCUCGGCCAGCUGAAGAAAGCGGACAGUUUCGAGGGUCACGAGGAGGCGGUACGCACCUUGGUGGCGGCCGUGCAGGAGACGCGCUCUCAGCUGCGACACCAUCAUUUACAUCAUCAUCGGUAUCAUCGUAAGAGCAAAACGAAUUGAGGCAUUCUCGGUCUUUUCGCAACCCUUCCUCGCGCGCGCAACAUAUAAUUACGUAAGGAAAUAUUGUCCGUGGAUAUCGAGUAGAUAUUCGCGAGCCUAUUGCGUAUAGAUAGAAAAAGAAAAGGAAAAUGAGAAUGAUCAAAAGACUAAAUGCCGUGCCCCAAGUGGCUUAAGUAUACAUGUUAUUUAUUAGCAACGGAAGCGUAUUGUUGUGAGAGCCGAUAUUAUCGGUUUUUCGAAGAUUUUGGACAUUCUACUAGUAUAAUAUUAAUAAUAUUAAUAAUAUAGAAAUAUAGAAAUAUGAUAACGACCAUGAAAAAGGUCUAUAUUCUGCGCGAUAUGGAAAAUCGGAAGUCUUUGUUAUCGAGAGGCACCUUCGACAAGUGCGCUCCCGUCUUUAUAUUAAUUACUUUUCGAAAAAUUUCUUUGAGAUCCCGAUCGAACGUAUGGCGUUUGUAUUAUUCCGACGUUUUUGACGUUUGUAUUGUGUCGAACUUUUAUAUAGCGAUUUAAUUGCAUUCGAUGAAAGCGCCGAAGAUCGGUUCCCCUGCCACCGUAAAUCCAGACUGUGAAGAGACGGAAUGAUCACAUGCGUUAUGUCCGCUACUCGUAUCGUUGACACGACCUACCUUGGAGCGGUUGGUAGAGACACGUAGAGCCUUGAUUAGGGAUAAUACGGGAAGAUUAUAAACAAACGCGCGUUUUUUCAAACAAAACGCGCGUGUGCAAUGUACAAUAAUUGCAAAAGAACCGCGGUUGACGUUACAAUUUAAACUGUGUACAGACAAAUUCAAAUCGAUUUCGUUCUGAGCGCACAUUAUCUCUUGGUUACGUUUAUUACAAAAAUUCACGUGUCUCGUUUCUUUAUUAAAAUGUGCGGAUUUAUUCCCACCGUAUUUUCCCGUACAUACGGUAGCACGAAAUUCUUCCUCCUUGAACGUCAACGGGUCGGAUGCAUAGUCCAGUAAAGUACGUCGCGCAAUUCGAUCGGUCGAAUAAAAACGGUAAUACUUAGCUAAUAAACAACACUGCCAGUCGCGAUAUAUUACGAAUUUAAUCGACGAUACUCGAUUCGCGAAGAAUAGCCUAAUUCGAGCGUUUACUCGUAAUCGCCAGUUACAUCAAUAAAAAAAAUAAAAAAUAAAUAAAAACCCGACGAUCGCCCUACGACUCGCCGCUGCUGCGGACGUAUCGACGCGCGGGCUCGUCACGAUUAUGCAAUUAUCGACUGUAACGUAACGAUAAUAUUAAUCCGAAUAAGAAGCGCAUAAGUCCCGGUCUACAAUAGAUGUAGUAAGCCUUAAACCGUAAGAAAUUGACCAAUCAUAGUUGAAUAUAAGGAGAAUAAUCGACCAUGGUUGGUCAAUUUCUUGCGGCUUAAGGCUUACAACAUUAAUUGUAGACCGCGACUAAAGGAUAAAUCGGUGUUACGAGGAAUCAGCUCCUCCUUGUGAAAGUCAAUGCGAUCGUUAAUCGUUGUUUCGAAUUUAACUACGAGGACUUGUAAUCUUCAACAGGGUUACAAUGAACGUUCUAAUUAUAGCGAGUGUACACGUAAGCAUGUAUGAGAAAUGUCGAAUUGCUGGUAUAGUAAAAUAUAUACAAGUUAAUAAAUAUA
Solenopsis invicta (red fire ant) is the source of this 5047-nucleotide messenger RNA. Its product is annotated as RING finger protein 207. Gene Ontology annotation, cellular component: perinuclear region of cytoplasm. Gene Ontology annotation, molecular function: Hsp70 protein binding; zinc ion binding; transmembrane transporter binding. The record is from RefSeq and is a predicted model, not a curated record. NCBI's taxonomy places the organism in Eukaryota, Metazoa, Arthropoda, Insecta, Hymenoptera, Formicidae.